AUGUACGAGACUCAUACCCCGAGUGGUAGCGGCUGCAGGUACGAGACUAGUACCCCGAGUGGUAGCGGCUGCAGGUACAAGACUAGUACCCCGAGUGGUAGCAGCUGCAGGUAUGAGACUCGUACCCCGAGUGGUAGCGGCUGCAGGUACGAGACUAGUACCCCGAGUGGUAGCAGCUACAGGUACGAGUCUAGUACCCCGAGUGGUAGCGGCUGCAGGUACGAGACUCGUACCCUAAAUGGUAGCGGCUGCAGGUACGAGACUAGUACCCUGAGUGGUAGCGGCUGCACGUACGAGACUUGUACCCCGAGUGGUAGCGGCUGCAGGUACGAGACUAAUACCCAGAGUGGUAGAAGCUACAGGUACAAGACUAGUACCCCGAGUGGUAGCGGCUGCAGGUAUGAGACUCAUACCCCAAGUGAGACUAGUACCCCGAGUGGUAGCGACUGCAGGUACGAGACUAGUACCCCGAGUGGUAGCGGCUGCAGGUAUGAGAUUAAUACCCCAAGUGGUAGCGGCUGCACGUACAAGACUCGUACCCCGAGUGGUAGUGGCUGCACGUACGAGACUUGUACCCCGAGUGGUAGCGGCUGCAGGUACGAAACUAGUACCCCGAGUGGUAGUGGCUACAGGUACCAGUCUAGUACCCCGAGUUGUAGCGGCUGCAGGUACGAGACUCGUACCCUAAAUGGUAGCGGCUGCAGGUACAAGACUCGUACCCCGAGUGGCAGCGGCUGCAGGAGGCCAUAA
Thalassophryne amazonica is the source of this 750-nucleotide messenger RNA. Its product is annotated as keratin-associated protein 6-2-like. NCBI's taxonomy places the organism in Eukaryota, Metazoa, Chordata, Actinopteri, Batrachoidiformes, Batrachoididae. The record is from RefSeq and is a predicted model, not a curated record. The coding region runs from base 1 to 750 and encodes 249 amino acids. The transcript has 4 exons.